Dioszegia hungarica is the source of this 2283-nucleotide messenger RNA. RefSeq lists its product as uncharacterized. Bases 1 to 2283 code for a protein of 760 amino acids. NCBI's taxonomy places the organism in Eukaryota, Fungi, Basidiomycota, Tremellomycetes, Tremellales, Bulleribasidiaceae. The transcript is spliced from 4 exons. The record is from RefSeq and is a predicted model, not a curated record.
AUGUCCUCUCGUCCAUCAUCAGUCUCGCCGCCCUGUAUGACCGCCCCGCUCCCCAGUACCAGCCGGUGUAUCAGCACCAGUACGCUUCGCUCCCCUCUACUCGGCCACAAUGCCACCGCUACCGGCAGCGGCACCGACGCGCCGCCGCGUGCCCGACACUGCACCCUUUCCCACCUCGAUCCGCCCGUUACUAUCCUCAUCAACGGCCAAGACGGUGGUGGUUUGGCCAGCCCAUGGCUUGGUAGCGAGAAGGGCACCUCACGCGCCUACGACAAUGUCACCGAUGAUCUUGAUCUCUACUACAAUCUGGCGAGCGACAAGGAGUCUCGCGCCCGCAGGAGAUGGCGAAACAUCCGGGCAAGCUUUCACUCGGGAUCGGCAGCUCAGCGCCGGAGAGUAUGGGGUGUGCUACUGCUGGUGAUGGGACUGGGGUUGGUGACAAUCUCGCUGGGCGGGGGCAUUGGGCGCGCCGGUAUCAGGAUGGGGGUUGGCGCAGGCUGGGGGCUGGUGGAUGAUGUGCAUGGGUUACUGGGGGGGAAGGCGGUGCCCCUAGGUCAUUGGGAUGUCGCGCUGGGACUAGGCGGCGCAAAGGGCGCUGGAACUGAGGGAAAGGGGCCUGAGGAUACUUCCAGGGUCGGGGAGAAGGGCAAGAAGAAGGGGAAGGCCAAGUGGGACAAAGCAAAGCCCAAGAUCGACGACGGACUCCUCCACUUCAACCCGACCGACCUCGUCCGUUCCGACGCUCCACAUCCUAUCACUACCCUGAUCGAGCAGGCGCAAGCGACGUGGGUGGAGAAGAAUGCUCGGCAGAGCAAGACGCUCAAGGAGGCGGUGGGGGAGUAUAAGAGGCGGUAUAGGCGAGCACCACCUAAGGGGUUUGAAAAGUGGUGGAAAUACGUCAAAGCACACAAUGUACCCCUUCCCGACGAAUACGACCAGAUCGCCAACGACAUUCACUCUUUCCACCCUCAUCGUCCCCAUGUCAUCUCCGCCAAACACGCCGCAGCUGCCAAGCUACCCGACACGUAUGUCCUGCGCAACAAAGGCGGAAUCUUGUCGGUCGAGAGAAACUUUGAACUGGCCAAGCACAGCGGUGGAGAGCAGAGAUUGCAGGACCACAUGAAGAUGGUCAAGGGGGUCGCGGGGGAUAUUGGGGAUUUCGAGGCGGUGUGGAGUGUACAUGAUACGGGAAGGGGGUUUAUGAGUUGGAGUCAGAGGAGUGAUCUGCAGCGCGCGAGGGAGGGGAGACAUUUCCUGGACGAGGAGGAGAAUGACGAGCAAACCGGCUGGUCCGCACUCUGCCCCUUCUCCCCUGACUUUGCCUCGGCACUCUACUCCACCCCCUCCACAGCCGAUCUAUCGCUCGACAAAUCAUUCAUCACCUCCCACCCCCUCUCCUACUCCAUCUGCAAUCACCUUUCCCUCAUCCCUAUACACGGAUCCACUGCCGGACCUUAUCGCUCGCCCAAAACGACUGGCCAUCUCCCCAUGUUCUCGUACUCGCGCCACGCGCUCCAGAGCGAUAUCCUCGGCAUCCCCUAUUCGCACACCAUCAAUCAGCCCCCGACGCCUUGGAGCAAGAAGACCGAGAGUCGUCUGCUGUGGCGCGGAAGUCUGACCGGAGCGCACUACGAUGCGAAAGUGGACUGGCGGAGGAGUCAGCGGUUCCGUCUGCUGGAUCUGCACAAGGCCGGUCCGACGUCGAUUCUUACCCCUACGUCCGAUGGGUCGCCCGAUCUUACCGAGACGACCCACGCGCUCGCAGCGGCGCAGUAUCUCGAUGUCGGCGCGACGGGCAAGCCGAUCCAGUGCGACGCACAGACCUGCGCCCUCAUCGCCAAAGAGUACGCCUUUGUUCCUCGGAUGACCCACCAGGCGUCGGCGGCUUACAAGUACGUGCUGGAUGUGGAUGGCAAUGCGUGGAGUGCGCGGUUUAAGGGGCUGCUCAGCACGGGGAGUGUGGUGCUCAAGAGCACGAUCAUGCCGGAGUGGUGGAGCGACAGGGCGCAGGCGUGGGUACAUUACGUACCGGUCAAGGUGGAUUAUGGGGAUGUGCUGGACAUCAUGGCCUAUUUCACCGGCGACCUCACCACGUCCAAAGCGAACGGAAACGACACAGCCGGCCGCGCCAUAGCCGAAGCAGGCCAGAAGUGGGCUGCCACCCACUGGCGAGACGAGGACACAACCGCCUACACGUUCAGGCUGUAUCUAGAGUGGGCGAGAGUGUGGUCUGGAGGAGAUCGGCUGUCAGGGUAUGUGUACGACGAGAAGGAUGAGGUGUAG